This is a messenger RNA of Tremella mesenterica DSM 1558, 330 nucleotides long. RefSeq lists its product as uncharacterized. NCBI's taxonomy places the organism in Eukaryota, Fungi, Basidiomycota, Tremellomycetes, Tremellales, Tremellaceae. The record is from RefSeq and is a predicted model, not a curated record. The transcript has a single exon. The coding region runs from base 1 to 330 and encodes 109 amino acids.
AUGGGUACAAACUCAUCCAUCGGACCUCCCCCUUCAGAUGGUGGCUUACAUGUUGCAGCUUACCUUGCUGGUACUCGCAGCCCUCACUACAGAGACACCAUUUGGAGUGUGAAAUUAAAGGUCGGCGUUCCUGAUGACAUACAUGGCACUGAGGAUACACGAGACAAACUGAGACAUCUCGAGACACGCUCCUCAUCACAGAUUAUGACAGAGUUUGGAGAGUCAAGACAGAAAGCUAUAGCGGCUCAACAUCUUUUGCCGAUUACGCCCGGUGUAACAUUCACCUUGUAUGACGUAGAAGAUCUGAGGCAGUUGUUUGCUGAUAAUUAG